Rotaria sp. Silwood2 is the source of this 633-nucleotide messenger RNA. NCBI's taxonomy places the organism in Eukaryota, Metazoa, Rotifera, Eurotatoria, Philodinida, Philodinidae. The record is from the annotation of a GenBank genome assembly.
AUGACACAUUCAGAUCGUGGCUUGAACUUGAAUGAUGUUUGGGCGAGAGUAUCCGAAGGUAUUGAACGUAUAUAUCGAAAUGAAGAAAUGUCACCUCACGCCUAUAUGGAGCUUUAUACUCAUGUUUGCAAUUAUUGUACAAAUACUACAGCACAAGCACAGCCAUCACGACAAUCAUCAAGACCAGCACAAAAAGUAGGCAGUAAUCAACGACAAAAUACUGUACAUGAUGGAGCGAAUAUUGGUGGUGAUGAAUUGUAUGCUGAAUUGAAAAAUUAUUUAAAAUCUUAUUUGGAAAAAAUUUGUGAAAAAGAAUUUGAUUUACAAGGCGAAGGUUUACUUCGUUUCUAUGCCACAAACUGGGAAUAUUAUCGAUUUUCAAGUAAAGUAACAAAUGGCUUUUGCCAUUUUCUAAAUCGACAUAGGGUACGACGAGAAUAUGAUUCAGGAAGGAGAGAUAUUUAUGAAAUUUUCACUAUGGCGAUGGAAAUUUGGCAACUUGUUUUCUUUCAACCAUUGCAAAGUCAAGUAACAUUAGCAUGUCUUCAAUUAAUCAAUGCCGAACGUCAAAAGGAAACCUUUAAUACUCGAUUUAUUCCAUAUAUGUCAAGCUUGAAACUUGAAUUCAAUUGA